AUGCUUCUCCUCGUGGUCACCAUAUCCAUCUUUUUUGAGGGACUUGUUUGCAUGCCGCUGUCGGAGAUGGGGCCUCACAUAGACCAUGGUUGGGACCAGGUAGUCCGUCUCAGGCACCUGUAUGCUGCUAGACCAGGACUUCAUCUGUUGAUCAGUACAGAUGGCCAGAUUCACGGUUCUGAGGCCCAAACUCUGCACAGUCUGCUGGAGAUCCGUCCCGUGGACUCAGGUUGUGUAGUCAUCAGAGGCGUAGAGACGGAGCGCUUCCUCUGCAUAGAAGGGGAUGGAACCCUGUAUUCAUCGCCGACCUACAUCAAAGAUGACUGCACCUUCAAAGAGCAGAUCCUGUCAGACGGCUACAACGUCUACGUCUCAGACAAACACAAAGUCCUGCUGAGUUUGGGAAACCACCGCCAACGGCUGCAGGGCCGAGAUCGAGGCGCCCCCGCUUUGGCACAGUUCCUCCCCAGGAUCAGCACACUCGAUAAGUCCUUUUCUCCUGGGCUGGAGGUCCCUGAGCAGGCGGCCCAGACUGCAGUGGAGAUGGAAGCGGAACCCAUGGACAUCAUGGACUCGUUUGGAAAGCUGUCCAAGAUCAUUCACAGUCCCAGCUUUCACAAGAGAUGAUGCGGUAGCUGUGAGACAGCUGUAAACAGACACGUCCACUGCCCAGGAGAGCUCUGCUCUGUCAGACCAAGCGGUACUCAUCCCUGCAUGCUACAGAACCAGGGACCACAGACUCGCAAGUCCAGCCGGACUGCAGCUGGGAGGGUGGUCUGGUCACAUAUGACCAUGCACACCACAGGAGUCCUACAGAGAAUAAAAUGUUACCUGCCCUCAAGACAAAAGAUUUACCAAACAUGCAUUACUGUUGGAUGUCAGACUAUUAUUAUCCUUAUUAGGAUUACAAUGAUGAUACGAGUUGUUAUACUACAUCACAAUAGAGGAGAGGUGUGCUACUUUCUAAAGAAAAUGCUUGUGCAUACUGGAAAACUGACACUUUUGAACGUGAUGAAAAUUGUCAAGGAGCGCCACCUAUUGGUGAACAAGGGCAUAAGCAUUACUCACAGUGGAUCUUAUAUUCACUGUAGAGCAUUCAGACAUUAUGGUCAUUUAAAACUUAUUGUACACAUACAAACAACAUGCGCAUUUUAGUGCUACAUAACUCAUUAAAGUUAUCAGGGAGGAAAAAGAUCUGCUGCAAAGGUAGAAGAUGUAUUUCUUUAUGAAAGCGUGUGCUUGUUAUAUUUAUUUAGGUAUUUAAAUAGUGUUGCUGUGGCACGUAUUCUUUAAUAAAUCUGCUUGUGCAUUUACAUGUGUGAUUUCUUAUCAAUACAAAGAGAUG
Messenger RNA from Betta splendens (Siamese fighting fish), 1345 nucleotides. RefSeq names its product fibroblast growth factor 19 (gene fgf19). Gene Ontology annotation, biological process: positive regulation of protein phosphorylation; cell differentiation; animal organ morphogenesis. Bases 1 to 627 code for a protein of 208 amino acids. The transcript is spliced from 3 exons. Gene Ontology annotation, cellular component: cytoplasm. Gene Ontology annotation, molecular function: growth factor activity; fibroblast growth factor receptor binding. NCBI's taxonomy places the organism in Eukaryota, Metazoa, Chordata, Actinopteri, Anabantiformes, Osphronemidae. The record is from RefSeq and is a predicted model, not a curated record.